CCCUCUUCUCGCCAGGCGUCCUCGUGGGAGUGACUCCGUCUUUAAACCCUGCGUGGCAAUCCCUGACGCACCGCCGUGAUGCCCAGGGAAGACAGGGCGACCUGGAAGUCCAACUACUUCCUGAAGAUCAUCCAACUUCUGGAUGACUACCCGAAAUGCUUCAUUGUGGGAGCAGACAAUGUGGGCUCCAAGCAGAUGCAGCAGAUCCGCAUGUCCCUGCGCGGCAAGGCCGUGGUGCUGAUGGGCAAAAACACCAUGAUGCGGAAGGCCAUCCGCGGGCACCUGGAGAACAACCCUGCCCUGGAGAAAUUGCUGCCUCACAUCCGCGGGAACGUAGGCUUUGUGUUCACCAAGGAGGAUCUCACUGAGAUCAGAGACAUGCUGCUGGCCAAUAAGGUUCCAGCUGCUGCCCGUGCUGGUGCCAUUGCCCCAUGCGAGGUCACCGUGCCAGCCCAGAACACCGGCCUGGGGCCCGAGAAGACCUCCUUCUUCCAGGCUUUGGGCAUCACCACUAAGAUCUCUAGGGGCACCAUUGAAAUCCUGAGUGAUGUGCAGCUGAUUAAGACCGGAGACAAAGUGGGAGCCAGCGAAGCCACUCUGCUGAACAUGCUGAACAUCUCCCCCUUCUCCUUUGGGCUGAUCAUCCAGCAGGUGUUUGACAAUGGCAGCAUCUACAACCCCGAAGUGCUGGACAUCACAGAGCAAGCUCUGCAUUCUCGCUUCCUGGAGGGUGUUCGUAAUGUUGCCAGUGUGUGUCUGCAGAUCGGCUACCCAACUGUGGCUUCUGUGCCUCAUUCUAUCAUCAAUGGGUACAAGCGAGUCCUGGCCUUGUCUGUGGAGACAGAAUACACCUUCCCGCUUGCUGAAAAGGUCAAGGCCUUCUUGGCUGAUCCGUCUGCAUUUGCGGCUGCUGCUCCGGUGGCCGCCGCCGCCACCACUGCUGCUCCUGCUGCCGCGGCUCCGGCCAAAGCUGAAGUAAAGGAGGAGUCGGAAGAGUCGGACGAGGACAUGGGAUUUGGUCUCUUUGACUAAUCACCAGAAAGCAAAAUAAGC
Erinaceus europaeus (western European hedgehog) is the source of this 1053-nucleotide messenger RNA. RefSeq names its product ribosomal protein lateral stalk subunit P0 (gene RPLP0). Gene Ontology annotation, molecular function: large ribosomal subunit rRNA binding; structural constituent of ribosome. The transcript is spliced from 8 exons. Gene Ontology annotation, cellular component: cytosolic large ribosomal subunit. Gene Ontology annotation, biological process: ribosomal large subunit assembly; cytoplasmic translation; ribosome biogenesis. NCBI's taxonomy places the organism in Eukaryota, Metazoa, Chordata, Mammalia, Eulipotyphla, Erinaceidae. The record is from RefSeq and is a predicted model, not a curated record. Bases 79 to 1032 code for a protein of 317 amino acids.